AUGGCUCUCUCUCUUCAAUCAUCAUCAUCGGAAGCAUCUAAAUCGCAAAUGAUGGCAAUCCAUGCACAACUUAAUUUUCCGUAUGGUGUUUUUGUUUCAUCCAAUGAUGAAGUUUAUAUUGCAGAUACCUCGAAUCAUAGAAUUAGAAAAAUUAUGAAAAAUGGAAUGAUCACAACCAUUGCAGGAAAUGGAACUCGAGGAUAUAAUGGAGACAAUCAAUUGGCAACAAAUGCUCAACUCUAUCGUCCACACAGUGUUUUUGUUUCAUCUAAUAAUGAAGUUUAUAUUGCAGAUAGCUGUAAUGAUAGAAUUAGAAAAAUAUUACCCGCUAAUCAUAGGAUUAGAAAAAUUAUGAGAAAUGGAAUGAUCACAACCAUUGCAGGAAAUGGAAUUGAAGGAUACAAUGGAGAUAGCCCCUAUCAACCAUCCCUUUCACAUUUCUCUCCUUUCAUUUCACGCAUUUCGAAACAUGAAAGAGACAUGAUUCCCAACACCAAACUCAUUGUUUUUCAACCACUUUUUGAAAAACUUUAUCCUCAUUUUCAUUCCACCAUUUUGAAAGAUUUUAAUUUACUUUCUGACAUGUCUUGUCGUGAACUUGAAUUGAUUCAAAAUGUCAUUGAUUUUGUUUUAUAUGAUCCAGAUACGAUUGUGGAACCUAUAAUGAUUUCUGAAAUUAUUGAAUACUUGUACAUUUUGGGUCUUGCUCACUGUGAAUUCAUGGAAUUGAAAAACUAUUUAAUUUCGAUAUUAUUGGAGAAACACAUGAAAUCUGAUCAUGUCAUUGAUACAUUGUUGAUGAUUGAACAACACUUGACAAAACAACCCUCUCAUUCCAUCAUGACUAAGUUGAAGAAUUAUUGUUUGGAAUUUGUUCAAAUCAAAUUAAGAGAAGGAUUGAAUAUUAUGACAGACCCAAGAUUCAUUCCUUACAAUGUUGAAAUUCUUGAAAAAAGUUCAAUUACAAAGAUAUCUCCCAUCGUUCUUGAAGAGUCAACUGAAAAUACAAUAUCACCAAACGAAAUGAUCAAGUCAUUGUGGAAUGACAAACGUACGAGUGACAUUCGAAUCAAACUCUCUCAUAAGAACGACAAUUCAUUCAUUUAUGGUCAUCGAACCAUAUUGAGUUCUCGUGGAAAACUUUUUGAAGCCAUGUUCAACAGUGGAUAUGAAUUGGAAGAUCUGAAAUAUGAUGAAAAAGAUGAAAUUUUGACACUCAUUCCUUCCACACCUGAAGAUGCAAUGAAUUUGGAAUAUAUUGUCAAAUAUUGUUAUGAUCAAUUGGAGCAGAUUGAACCAGAACAUGCCAUUUCUCUCAUUUUAACAGCUUCAGCGAAUGAAAUGUCAGAAUUAGUUUCUCUUGCAUUCAAAUCCAUUCAAAUUGAUUGCAAUAAUUAUUUUGAAAUUGCCAAUUCAUUGGAUUUUGAAAAUGAUUUAUUUUCAGAAGUGAUUCAAAUCAUGAUUGAUUUUGGAGUGAAUCACAGAAAUGAAUUAUUCAAAGAAAAUUCUGAUCUUGAUCAAUUACCUGCUUCCCUUUCACACAAAUUGUUGAGAGAGUUUGAAAAUUUGUAA
Molecule: messenger RNA, 1572 nt
Organism: Naegleria lovaniensis
Lineage: Eukaryota; Heterolobosea; Eutetramitea; Acrasida; Naegleriidae
Exons: 1
Coding region: 1-1572 (523 amino acids)
Molecular function (GO): protein binding
Source: RefSeq, a predicted model, not a curated record